Papilio polytes (common Mormon) is the source of this 5092-nucleotide messenger RNA. It is a transcript of the gene Cftr, whose product is annotated as probable multidrug resistance-associated protein lethal(2)03659. The record is from RefSeq and is a predicted model, not a curated record. NCBI's taxonomy places the organism in Eukaryota, Metazoa, Arthropoda, Insecta, Lepidoptera, Papilionidae. The coding region runs from base 260 to 4438 and encodes 1392 amino acids. Gene Ontology annotation, molecular function: ATP binding; ABC-type transporter activity; ATP hydrolysis activity. The transcript has 25 exons. Gene Ontology annotation, cellular component: membrane. Gene Ontology annotation, biological process: transmembrane transport.
CGCGCGCGCCGGUCAGUGGCAAAAGGUGAGCGUUCCGUCCGCGUCGUCCCUGCAAGGCGCUGUGUUGUGCGCGUGCGCAUCCCGCCCCGGCGUCAGCGACGCGACCUAUAAUAUUAUAAAUUUUUUCGAAAAGAUGAUGCAUCUCGCACUGCAUUGAGUUUUCGUGUUUGGAGCGAUUGACUCUCGGGCUCGAGAACUGUUUACAAAUUAUUUUCGUUUUCUUUGUUCGCUCAUAACAAAGCAUUGAAAAAUAACCAAAAUGGUCAGUGGAAACAAGGAUCCAAGCGACCCUAAAAAAAUACCACCAAAAAAUCGUGAAAAGAAAAGCAAUAACUACAAGCGAGCGAACCCGGUGUCGAAAGCAUGGUUCGUGUGGAUGAUGCCGACGUUCUGGCGCGGCUACAAACGGGACCUCUACGACUCCGACCUCACUAAUCCCAAAGACGGUCAUCUCUCCAACAAACUGGGCGAUCGUUUGGAAAAGAAAUGGAUGGAAGAAAUCGCUUUAGCGAGCAAACAGGGCCGGAAACCGUCGCUUCUCCGCGCGAUGACCAAGGCAUUCUGGUUGAGCUACGCACCUUCCGGCAUCAUGUUUUUCAUUCAAGCACUCAUCCUCAAACCGUUCCAACCUGUUGCCUUGAGCAUGCUGCUUGCGUACUGGGAACCGGGCUCGACUAUGACGUACGAUCAGGCAGUGUACUGCGCCACGGCCGUCAUCAUGAUGUCCCUACUGAUCGCGUUCGUCAACCACCACGGCACCUACUCCACGCAGCAGUUUGGAAUGAAGGUCCGCAUCGCUGCCUGCUCACUCAUUUAUAGAAAGGUGAUGCGCAUGAGCUCCGGCGCGCUAGCACAGACAACGGCUGGACAGGUCGUCAACCUAUUGUCUAAUGACGUGAACCGCUUCGACUACGCGUUCAUCUAUACCCACUUCAUCUGGCUGCUGCCGCUGCAGGUCAUGCUCGUCUGCUACCUCAUAUACUCCAAGAUCGGCAUCGCAGCUGUCGUCGGCGUCGUUGGAAUCGUUCUACAAACCAUACCAGUUCAAUCAUAUAUGAGCAAGUUGGCAGCACGCUUGCGUAUGAAGACCGCUUGCAAGACCGACGAGCGAGUACGCAUUAUGGAUGAAAUCAUUAACGGCAUGCAGGUCAUCAAAAUGUACGCUUGGGAGAAACCAUUCGAAAAGGUCGUGGCGUUGGCUCGAAAAAACGAAAUUAAAUGCGUGACAUCGGCGUCAUACCUCCGCGGUGUCUACCUCAGCUUCAUGGUGUUUACGGAACGACUGACGCUUUACACCACGCUACUGUCUUACUCUUUACUAGGCUAUCAAGUUACAGCUGAUAUCGUAUUUCCUUUAGCGCAAUUUUACAACACUCUCCAAGGGACCCUUUCGAUUAUAAUGUCAAACGCUGUGUCGUUUUUGGCAGAAGCAUUGAUCUCUGUGCAGCGGCUCGAAGCGUUCAUGUUAUUUGAUGAACGUGAAGAUCUCCGAAGUGUCCCCGACGUUGAUAUUGCGAAGCUCGUACAAAGAGUUGAACAAAAGAAAAAUAAAAAUUUAGGAGAAAUAGAUCUUUGCUCGGAUACAUUUAAGAAAAUUGAUGAGGACGGAAUCUUUAACCCAGGAUUUGAAUGCAGCGAGAAAGGUUUAUUGAAUCAAGCGCUGGCUGCACUACCGUUGAGUCCUGAGUUGGGAAUACAGAUUCAAGAUGUGAGUGCCAGUUGGUCGGACAAGGGUCCAGUGACGCUACGUAACAUCAACCUGACCGUACCGAAAGGAAAACUUUGCGCUAUCAUUGGAUCCGUUGGCUCAGGAAAAAGUUCUAUUCUUCAACUUCUUCUAAGUGAGCUGAGAUCUACUCAAGGUCGCAUGCACCUCUCCGGUCCAUUAUCCUACGCCUGUCAAGAACCAUGGCUGUUUGUAGCCACCGUGCGGCAAAAUAUCCUGUUUGGCUUGCCUUAUAAUCCUAAGAAAUACAAAGAGGUAGUCAAAGUUUGUGCCCUGCAAAAGGACUUCCAACAAUUCCCGCAUGGCGAUCAAACACUAGUCGGCGAGAGAGGCGCCUCCUUGUCUGGAGGACAACGCGCGAGGAUCAACCUCGCCCGAGCGGUCUAUAGACAGGCGGACAUUUACCUGCUGGACGACCCGUUGUCGGCGGUUGACGCGCACGUGGGCAAGCAGUUGUUCAACGAGUGCAUCACCGGGUACCUGCGACACACCACACGCGUCCUAGUCACUCACCAGCUGCACUACCUCAAAGCAGCGGACUACAUCGUCAUCAUGAACAAUGGUUCAAUAGAAGCUAAAGGCUCGUAUGAUGAACUGAUUACAUCAGGGAAGGACUUUGCGGUACUACUCUCUUCACUGCAAGAUGAAAAUGAUACCAAUGAGAAUGAAAAGCCUCUGCCAAUGUCUCGGCGCACUUCUGCUAGGUUAUCGACAACUCGGCGACCGUCUCUAACCGAGUCUACCACUGGAUGCGAGAUACCGGCGCAAGAAAUGGAAGAAGAACAGCGAGAGUCAGGGUCUAUGGGCUGGCAUGUCUACGGCGCGUACUUGAGGGCUGGAGGAAAGAGUCCAAGAUUGAUAUUCAUGGUUUUACUUCUGGUCAUAGGACAACUAUCUGCUACAUUGUGUGAUUACUGGGUUACUUUCUGGACAAACGAAGUAACACGACAAAAGGAAAGGGAAACCAACAGUACUAUGAAUGAUUACGAUCGCCCACAAGCCACUGCAAACAGUACAUUCAGUAUUAUGGACUACUUUUCCGGCAUCGAAAUACAACCAGAUUUGAACAUUCACGCAUACAUCGGACCUUUGGACACUGCUCAGUAUCUAUACGUGUACACCGCUCUCAUCGUGUGCUGCAUCUUCUUUAUCACGGCCCGCGCGUUCAUGUUCUUCAAGGUCUGCAUGACGGCCUCCAGGAAUCUCCACAAUGAUAUGUUCCAUUCCAUGCUUCGAGGAGUCAUGCGUUUCUUUGAUACUAACUCUUCAGGUCGUAUUUUAAAUCGUUUCUCAAAAGACAUCGGUGCCCUGGAUGAACUAUUGCCACGGUUCCUACUGGAAUGCAUUCAGAUAUAUUUGGUGAUGUUCAGCAUCUUGGCGUUGAACGCAGCUGCGCUCGUGUGGACAUUACUCCCUACAACAAUAAUCCUACUCUUGUUCUACACCAUACUACAGAUAUACUUGAAAUCCGCGCAGUCCAUCAAGCGUUUAGAAGGAACAACUCGCAGCCCUGUCUUCUCUCAUAUGUCAGCGACACUCAACGGUAUUAGCACAAUUCGAUCGUCUGGAGCGCAACAGAGAUUGAUUACAGAGUUUGAUCGUUUCCAGGAUAUCCACACAUCGACGUGGAGCAGCUACCUGGCGAGCGGCGUGACGCUCGGCUUCUGGCUCGACUUCAUCUGCGUCCUCUACCUUACCAUUGUCAUCGUCGCCUUCCUCGUCAUUGACAGCAAAACAAUCUUUUCUGGCAACGUCGGCUUAGCGAUUUCUCAAACUCUCAUCCUAACGGGUAUGCUUCAAUUCGGCGUGCGCCAAACUGCAGAGGUGAUCUCACAGAUGACCAGUGUAGAACGCAUCUUACAGUACACUCACAUCGAACGAGAACCGCAGUGGGACAAAGGAGCAAAAGAAACACCAAAAGGAUGGCCGUGGCAAGGACGUAUUGAAUUCCGCAAUUGUUAUAUGAAGUACACACCUGAAGAUUUACCUGUUCUAAAAAAUCUGAACUUAGUUAUUGAAAAGGGCUGGAAGGUGGGUAUAGUGGGCCGCACCGGGGCUGGCAAGUCCUCUCUCAUAUCUUCACUGUUCCGGCUCGCAAUUGUCGAAGGAGAAGUCCUUAUCGAUGACCUGGACACAGCGCAUCUUUCGUUGCAGGCAUUGAGAUCGAAAAUAUCCAUCAUUCCACAAGAGCCUGUACUUUUCUCAGCGACAGUCCGCUAUAAUUUGGACCCCUUUAAUAAUUAUGAAGAUGAGCAACUGUGGAGCGCUCUGGAAGCCGUUGAUUUGAAAGCAGCAAUUCCAGCGUUAGAUUUCAAAGUGUCGGAAGGCGGGUCGAACUUCUCUCUGGGUCAGCGGCAGUUGGUAUGCCUCGCACGCGCCAUCUUGCGCGGCAAUCGUAUACUCGUACUGGACGAAGCCACUGCGAAUGUCGAUCCUAAAACUGAUGAAUUCAUACAGAGAACAAUAAGGAAAAAAUUCGCCGACUGCACAGUGCUGACCGUGGCUCAUCGCUUGAACACCAUAAUGGAUUCCGACAGGGUUAUGGUCAUGGAUGCCGGCAGAUUAGUAGAAUUUGAUCAUCCAUACCAUUUACUGAACAAUCCAAACGGUUAUUUUACAAAAAUGGUGCAAGAAACAAACGAAACGAUGUCCGCUCAACUUCAUCAAAUCGCCAAAAACACUUUCCUCGACAGUGGCGGGGUGAUAGAAUAAGAUAGUUAUUUUUAUAACGUAAAUAAGCAUUUAGGUAUAAGUUAUUCGAUGAGGUAUAAUGCAGUUAAAAGUUAGGUUCCAAAAAUAUUUACGAUUAUAAAUUAUGUAAAAAUACUUUUAAAGGAUUUGUUGUGUCGAAGUUCUAUGGAUAAAAACGGGUUGUGUAGCACGAUAUUUACCUUUAUGAAAAUCAUAAUAACCCAGCCCACAAGUUAUUCAAUGUUUUAGAAUAAGUUAAAUCUUGGGCAAUGUUAAACGGUAUUAAAAUGCCAAUGGAAGCGUGUAAAGCGCCACCAAAAGUUAUGAACAAAUCCUGGUUUUUAACUUGAUCUUGAAAUUCCUUAACGUCAAAUAAUAUUGAACUAUUACUACGUUGUCUUAAUUGCUGAGAAAUAAUGUUUUCAUAUUGUAAUAGAAUUAUUCAGUUGUUGUAAAUAGAACUUUGUUUUUUUUUUAUUUUAUCUGGACGUGAAUGAAUAAAUGUAUGGAAUUAGAUAUAGCAAUAAACUAUUAAUUAGGUACAGUAAUAUAAGAAAUUAUGUUAUUUAAUUUAUUACUAUUACCAUUAAUUACGAUUUUAAUAAGUACUGAAAAUGAUAGUUGUGAUUGCCAUAGAGGUUAACCUCGAACAAAAUAAAUGUUAAGCCUAUUAAA